Molecule: messenger RNA, 1089 nt
Organism: Lodderomyces parapsilosis
Lineage: Eukaryota; Fungi; Ascomycota; Pichiomycetes; Serinales; Debaryomycetaceae
Gene: BET4
Product: Rab geranylgeranyltransferase
Exons: 2
Coding region: 1-1089 (362 amino acids)
Biological process (GO): protein geranylgeranylation
Cellular component (GO): cytoplasm; Rab-protein geranylgeranyltransferase complex
Molecular function (GO): Rab geranylgeranyltransferase activity
Source: RefSeq, a predicted model, not a curated record
AUGCAACACGAAGUCAAACGAGUACAUCUCAACGAAUCGCAGAAGCACCAAAAAUACCUUAAAGAUGAACCCAAGAUCAACCAUUAUCGUGACUUGACAUCUUACAUUUUUCAAUUACGUGAUUUACAAACCUAUAACGAUGAGAGUUUCAAUGCCACAACAAGCUUGCUUCAGCUCAACCCUGAAUUUUAUACAAUUUGGAACUAUCGUCGAGAAAUUAUUGAAAAAGCCUACGGAUCAAACUCUACCAAAUUGGUGCAGAUCUUAAACGAUGAGUUGAAAUUUGUCAUGGCUCAAUUACGCAAGUUCCCCAAAGUGUAUUGGAUCUGGAAUCACCGAAGAUGGUGUUUGUUCAAAUUGGUAGAUUUAAAUCAAGUUAAUUGGGAGUUUGAAUUCAAGACGGUGGGGAAAAUGUUGGAAUUGGACCAACGAAAUUUCCAUGGAUGGCAAUAUCGCAGAUUCGUGGUUGAAAAUCUAGAAUUGGAAGAAUUGAAUCACCAAGAUGAAAAUGAUGUUAAUGGAGUGUUGAAAUUGAAUCUUGAUGAAUUCGAUUACACAACUGCCAAGAUUCUGAUUGAUUUUCUGAAUUUCUCAGCCUGGCAUAAUCGAACUAAAUUAAUACCCAAAAUUUACAAUCUCAUCAUUGGAAACCCACAAGUGACACAGACUAUUGAUCAUCCAUCGUUCCACCUUUUCCAAACUCCCUUGUCAAUCUUGAACAAUGAUUUGGAAUUGAUCAAAACCGGUAUAUACAUGAGUCCAGAAGAUAAUUCAGUUUGGUUGUACUUGUACUGGCUUUUAUCAGAUGAAUUUUUUGUCAAUGCUUUUGAAGCAGACGACAGUGAUGGUCAAAAUUAUAAGCAGCUACUUCAACAACAAAUUGACUUGAUUAAUGAAAUUAAUGCAUUGGAGAAGGAAGAUACUGGACAAGAAAACGUAGGAUGUUUGAAAGCAUUGUUUAAAAUCACUGAGUUGAAAAAUGAGGAAGAUGUGAAUAAGGAUGAAAUGAGGGAUAUUUUGCAGAAAUUGAUCAAACUCGAUGAGUUGAGGAAAGGAAGGUAUGAGGAUAGUUUAAGGCGAUACGAAUAA